UGCAAUCUCAAUCGUCUCUUGUCCCUCACGACUCCGUCCUUUCUUACAAUAUGCCCGCCCCCGCUAGUGCCCACGCCAAUGGUCAGGCGCAGCAGCAGGUUAGCAUUGCGGCAACGACGGGUGAACAGUAGCUGCGCAUCCCACUGACCUCUGCUCGUGCCGAUCUACCUUGAUCUCCCCCACUCGCUCGCAGCGUCACGCUUCGCACGCCUCCUUCACCCAACCCUACGCCGUCUCAGCUCGAUUCGCGGCUGCGCGAGCAGAACGCGAAGCUCAAGCAGCAGGAGCGUCCGCCCUCCUCCAGCACCAGCAGCAACGCAACUCAUCGACCUCCAAAGGCCCAGCAUUCACUGAAGCUCGCGAUGUCAAGCUCCUCUGCCCCAACUGCCGUACUGACCCGCCAGAGCUGCGCGAGGAGUACUCCUCAGGAGACCUAGUUUGCGGGGAAUGCGGGAUGGUCUUGGGCGAUCGCAUUGUCGACACGAGGAGCGAGUGGCGUACAUUCGCCAACGAAGAGGGAGACGAUCCUUCUCGUGUGGGGCAAGCGGCCAAUCCCAUUCUAGACGGGUUGACCGAAUCCCUCGAAACGAGGAUCUCGGGACGUGACGGGCACAGCGGGGUGGCUGCGGCCCUUCAGAGGGCGAAUGGGCGCACGGCAGGCAACUCAAAUCGGGCAAUCCUGGACGGUUUUGAGGCAAUCCAGAACAAGGCAGACCGCAUGUCUCUUCCCAAGUCUGCGGCGGAGGCGGCAAAGAUGCUCUUUCGUCGUGUUCACGACGAGAAGAUCAUGCGCGGGCGUCGUACCGAGGCUAUCAUUGCCGCGGUCCUCUUCGUUGCGUGCAAGCAGGCCGGCCAUCCGCGUACUUUGGCAGAGAUCCAGCGAGUGACCAAUGUCAACAAGAAGCAGAUCGCCGACUGCUUCAAGGAGCUGCAGGCUACAUUCGAUUUGGGAGCCAGUAAUGCUCGACCGGAAGGAGGCACAGGAGGAGUGGCGGCCACGUCCGCUGUGGACCUCAUCAAUCGCUUCUGUAACCUGCUGGGCCUGGAGCGCAUCGUCGUCCGCUCCACUGAAGAGCUGGUGGACAUCAUCAAGACCAAGGGCUUCCUCGAUGGCCGAUCUCCCGUCACAGUGGCGGCAGCCUGUAUUUACCUUGCCACCACCAUUUGGGGCCUCACGAAUGUCACGCCGCAGAAGAUUGCGGAGGCUACUGGCGUGAGCCCGGUGACGAUCAAGGGUGGUUACCGUGACUUGAUCAAGGUCAAGGAUCAAAUUCUUACGCCCGAGAUAGUGGGCAAGAGCGAGAGGAUUGAUGCCAGUAGGGCGACGGCUUAGCGUCAUCAAUGGGGAAGGAGGAGGGGAAGCCGCAUGUGCCUUUAUUUACGUUUCGCUGUAACAUCAUCAUCACCAUAUCGCUACCGCUGCCAUUUCAAUACAAGCAUAGUCCACGACAG
This is a messenger RNA of Jaminaea rosea, 1452 nucleotides long. RefSeq names its product cyclin-like protein. The record is from RefSeq and is a predicted model, not a curated record. Gene Ontology annotation, molecular function: RNA polymerase II general transcription initiation factor activity; TBP-class protein binding. Gene Ontology annotation, cellular component: nucleus; transcription preinitiation complex. Lineage: Eukaryota; Fungi; Basidiomycota; Exobasidiomycetes; Microstromatales. The coding region runs from base 455 to 1333 and encodes 292 amino acids. Gene Ontology annotation, biological process: transcription preinitiation complex assembly; transcription initiation at RNA polymerase II promoter. The transcript has a single exon.